Aspergillus pseudotamarii is the source of this 812-nucleotide messenger RNA. Its product is annotated as glutathione S-transferase family protein. The transcript has a single exon. The coding region runs from base 36 to 698 and encodes 220 amino acids. The record is from RefSeq and is a predicted model, not a curated record. NCBI's taxonomy places the organism in Eukaryota, Fungi, Ascomycota, Eurotiomycetes, Eurotiales, Aspergillaceae.
CAUACAUCGCUCUCACCAACCACAUAUCACCAGUUAUGCAGCCUAUCAUCCUCUACUCCCAUCACGCUGGUCCAAACCCAAAGAAGGUCCGCAUGAUCCUGGAAGAGCUCUCCAUCCAGUAUGCAGCCAAGGUUCUUGAAUUCUCGGAAAUGAAGAACCCCCCCUUUCUCUCUAUCAACCCGAACGGCCGAGUCCCCGCCAUCGUUGACCCUAACACGAACACCACCAUAUGGGAGUCUGGCGCAAUUAUCGAAUAUCUAGUUGACACAUACGAUAAGGAUCGAAAAAUCAGCUUCACCCCCUUUUCACCAGAAUACUAUCAAGCAAAGCAGUGGCUGCAUUUUCAGAUGUCCGGACAAGGCCCUUAUUUUGGUCAAGCGGUGUGGUUCAAAGUCCACCACCCGGAGUUCAUUCAGAGCUGCUAUGACCGUUAUGUCAACGAGAUUCGCAGAGUCGCGGGUGUUAUGGACAGUGUGCUGGAGAAGCAGGCAUAUCUUGUUGGAGAAAAGUGCAGCUAUGCAGAUAUCUCCUUUGUGAUUUGGUUUCAAUUUGUGCCUUGGAUUACGGAUAACAAAAUAGAUUUGGAGCGGGAAUAUCCUUACCUGAAUACCUGGUUGACCUUGAUGGAGGCUCGUCCUGCAGUUAGAGUCGUGUUGGGUGGUGAAAAAGUGCUGCCGGAGCCUGCUAGAAAGCGGUAGGUUUUCAUUAAUAAAGCUCAUUCCAUAGUAUCAAUUUCCAUCGAAACCAACAUAUUUCUCCUUGAUGUGUCGGUUUCCUCUUCAAUAUAUCUUUGCGAUCAGCACAGCUCGUGC